This is a messenger RNA of Jatropha curcas, 1464 nucleotides long. It is a transcript of the gene FIP37, whose product is annotated as FKBP12 interacting protein 37. NCBI's taxonomy places the organism in Eukaryota, Viridiplantae, Streptophyta, Magnoliopsida, Malpighiales, Euphorbiaceae. Gene Ontology annotation, biological process: regulation of alternative mRNA splicing, via spliceosome; mRNA modification. The record is from RefSeq and is a predicted model, not a curated record. Gene Ontology annotation, cellular component: nucleus.
UCCGUAUUUGUUUUUUUUUCGUUCUGGAAAAUAAAAAAGAAUGGGGGAAAAAGAAAAGAAAGAGAAAAUACAGUGUUUUCAGUUUAUCACUUACUUUCUCCGGUUCUCCCUCCCUCUCUUCACAUAAAAUUUAAAAUUGGAGCAACAAAUAAUUAAAUUAGGGUUUCUUGCCUCGCUUUACUAUGGCAUCUCACAACCAUCUUGAAGAUGAUGAUGAUUUUGGUGGUGAUUUUCCUGGAAGCCAUAACACCAGGCGUUCAGGUAGUAAAAGAAGCUUUGGAGAGCUUGAGGAUGAUGAAGAUGAUAUUUUUAGCUCGAAGAAGGGAAACACUAAGGUAGAAGAAACUGCAAUGAUUUUAUCUCUUCGUGAGAGUCUCGACAACUGUAAAAAUGCUCUCUCGACGUGCCAAACGGAGCUUGAAGCUGCAAAAUCUGAAAUUCAGAAGUGGCGUUCAGCAUUUGAGAAUGAGUCCUUCAUACCUGCUGGGGCAUCUCCUGAACCUAAAUUCGUUAUCAAUUAUCUUCAGACCCUGAAAUCUUCUGAGGAGUCCUUGCGAGAACAGCUAGAAAAAGCAAAGAAAAAAGAAGCUGCCUUCAUUGUAACAUUUGCUAAAAGGGAGCAAGAGAUAGCAGAGUUAAAGUCUGCAGUUCGGGAUUUGAAAGCACAGCUCAAGCCACCAUCAAUGCAGGCAAGGAGAUUACUGUUGGAUCCAGCAAUUCACGAGGAAUUUACACGUUUAAAGAAUUUGGUUGAGGAGAAAGACAAAAAGGUGAAGGAACUGCAGGAUAAUAUUGCUGCCGUCAAUUUUACUCCGCAGAGCAAGAUGGGAAAGAUGCUGAUGGCAAAAUGUAGAACCUUGCAAGAGGAAAAUGAGGAGAUUGGAAAUCAAGCAGCUGAAGGAAAGAUGCAUGAAUUAGCGAUGAAACUUGCUUUGCAGAAAUCUCAAAACACAGAACUCAGGAGCCAAUUUGAAGGACUUUACAAACAUAUGGAGGGCCUGACAAAUGACGUGGAGAAAUCAAAUGAAAUGGUACUUAUCUUACAAGAGAAGCUAGAAGAGAAGGAUCGUGAGCUUAACAAGUUGAAGCUUGAGAUCCAGCAGAAAAGCCCUGUGGAGGGGAACACCGAUUCAGCUCCUAAUAAUACAGUUAACGAUGAAAUCGCGAUAACAAAACAGGAAACUGAUAUCGACUAAUUUAAAACAAUUUUGUAGAAUGCCAUUGUUUUUUUUAUCCCUGAUCAUGUUGUUUGUACGCUGUACAUUAAACGUUCAUGUUAUUAUUUUUCAACAUUUUAGUAAUCCUGUGGAACUGCUAAUGGCGGUUCCAAGGUAGGGCACAGCUCAAACGUUAUUUUGAAAGUAAAGGCUUAGUGAAUGCCAGGCCCAGGAGGACGCGUAUAAGUAUGAGGUGGGAAUAUAACCCUGCCAUAUAUUAAUUUAUGAACAAUUUUUUAAUUUAAAA